Diaporthe batatas is the source of this 1543-nucleotide messenger RNA. RefSeq lists its product as uncharacterized. Lineage: Eukaryota; Fungi; Ascomycota; Sordariomycetes; Diaporthales; Diaporthaceae. The record is from RefSeq and is a predicted model, not a curated record. Bases 1128 to 1364 code for a protein of 78 amino acids. The transcript has 2 exons.
CAUCGACAACGGCUCCGAUCGUCACGGCCGAUUCACUCGAUUCACUCGUCCGGAUCAGCAACCGGCCCUCCCUUGUUCGUCGUGUGGGCAUUCCUCAUGAAACCGCCGGGCCCGGCGCCUUUCGAUGAUAGGCUCUGACGACUUGUUAGCUCGAUCAGGCCAUGCGCAGGCCAUGCGAGGGUGCUACUAGUCAGUGUCGUCGUUCUAUCAGACAUCAUGCCUCUUACUAGUAGUGCAGUCCUCUCUGCUGCCAGCGAGGGGCCUUCUAGGCAGGCUUCGAUCUGGGCCCCACUAGGGACGACAGCCAAGGCAUCGAGGGCUAGAACUUGCUGGAACGUGCGAUCGUGUGGAUUCUGGGGCCAUUCAUGCCAAUAGCUAAACGGUUAGCCACAGCACGACGAUGUAGGGGGGAGAUGGGGCACAUGGGACAGCCCCAUCUGCACCCUCUCCUUGGUCAGCUUGCCUCCUCGCGUCUCAGCAGCACGCGACCAUCAUUCGAUUGCUGUAUGUGGUCUGUCUGCGGGGUAGUGUUAUGUCCUUGGUGAGGGUGGUACCUUGACCUCCACACUUCCUGGCCGCAAGCCCAAGGUAUACCCCAUCAGACGAGAGGUAUGCCUUUUGUGGUGCGAGUUAAUAGCUAACACGGACCAGACCGAGUAACCCUCCUUGGUCCAGGCUGACAGGACGGACAUGGCCCCCUCCGCGGUAGGAUCCUUGCCCGCCUCCCCCUUUGAUCGGGCUUCCCCCAACCGUCAUCGUCAUAAUGUCCCGAUCAGGGGCCAGAUUGGCGGCUCUGCCGUGGCUCUGGGAUGGGACGGGCAUCACCUCAUUGGCAAAGAUCAUCGGCCUUGACGCUGUGAAAGCUUAUUCACCCAGCUAUCCGCCCAGCUGCGACGCAUUGGUUGCGUCCUCCGCGCAAGCGAGCGGCUUGAGCUUCCCUGCCGUGCCUUGAGAGCUUGUCAUCGCGAUGGUUUAAAUACCCCGCUCCUCCUCGCUGUCUUUGCUUGUGUCUGUGGCUUUGAACCAUCAUCCAGCCCUCUGCUACAUACGAUUAUUGUGUGAAAUACGACUACCGCGAAAGCGCCCCUACUACAAAGAUCAAGAAUCUUACAACCAGACCAGUCAACAUGGACAAGACCGAACGCUCCAACUCUGUCUCAUCCGAGUCGUCCGCCACCUCCCCAGUCUCACCAACCAGAUCAGGUCGUCGCGGCUCUGGCCCCCUCUUCGCCUCGCUCCACGAGACUAAGCGUCCUAAUGACCCGGCCCUCAUCGCCCGCCGUCAGAGUCUGAGUGAGCAAAGGCCACCACCAGGCAUCUUUGGCAAGAUGUGGAACAACUGGGUACGAGGACCUUCCACUUAGUGUAUGUGGUCGGGAGUUGGGAGUUCACCCGAGCUCGGCUCAUGGAAUCCGCAACAUGUAUGAUUAAGACCUCGGGAUCAAGGUUGGCACAGUUUGGCGCUACUUGGGAUUGAAUUACACGGCACAUAGCAUGGUAUCAGCUCGGUACAAUCGCAGAUUGACACAAUACAAAUCAUUUC